Aspergillus udagawae is the source of this 2043-nucleotide messenger RNA. RefSeq names its product arylsulfotransferase family protein. Lineage: Eukaryota; Fungi; Ascomycota; Eurotiomycetes; Eurotiales; Aspergillaceae. Bases 1 to 2043 code for a protein of 680 amino acids. The record is from RefSeq and is a predicted model, not a curated record. The transcript is spliced from 3 exons.
AUGCCAGGCCGAGGGUUACUCAGGGUACUCAGCGGGUGCACCCUACUGUCACUCGGUGCGGUCACUGUCGUGGCAGUAGAUACCUGGCCGUACAUGACCCUGCAGACUGCUCCAUACCAGCCUCCGCAGAUCCAAGUCACCAAGAGCGGCACCACCGACCCGGGCUACCUCUUUGUUGGCCCCCGUGGCAACAAGCCGGCAGGCACGGCGGCGUUGAUCUACGACGAGGACGGCAACCUGGUCUACCAGGGCCCGGACCAGGUGACGGCCAAUUUCCGGGUGCAGCGGCUGUUCAACCAGGAUGUCAUUACCUUCUGGGCCGGCAACAUGACCGACCUGGGCUUUGGGUAUGGCUCCGUCCACAUUCUCGACAAUACCUACCGGGAGAUCUACACGGUGACCCUGCAGGGAAACUUUGAGACGCCGGACCACAGCGUGCCGGAUUCGUACAUUGACCUGCACGAGAGUCACAUCUCGGCCCGCAAUACGUUGCUGGUCACGGCCUACAACGUCACCCAGCAGUCCCUGACGUCGAUCGGGGGCACGCCGGAGGAUUACAUGCUGGACAGUCUGUUCUACGAGAUCGACAUUGCUACCAAUGAGGUCGUGCAUUCGUGGAGCGCCCUGGAACAUGUCGACCAGAUUGCCUUGACGGAUUCCAAGCAGGGGAUUGACGACGAUCAUGGAACGCGUGAGCAGCCGUGGGAUGCGUACCAUAUCAACUCGGUAGAACUGUUUGACCAGGGGUAUCUCAUCUCGCUGCGCCACUACUGGUCGGGCUAUUAUGUCCAUAGCAAUGGGACUGUCAUGUGGCAAUUUAGUGGCGAACUGGGCAAGGGCGACUUCCAACUGGACAAGGCCGGCGUGUUCUCCUGGCAGCACGACAUGCGCCUCUACAACCAGACCGAAACCGGCAUGAUCCUGAGUCUGUUCAACAACGCCAACACCCCUACCGAGACUGUUGCGCCGUCGACGGGUUUGAGCUAUGCGGUGGAUCUGGUCAACCGCACGGCGAAGACACUUCGCACGCUGAGCGACAGCAAAGACGUCAUCCACAGCGUUAGUCAAGGCAACUACGAACUGCUCGGCCCGUCGGGACAUGUCGUGCUGGGCUACGGCUCCAUUGCCAAGAUCAAAGAGUUUGACGCCAACAACAAGCAGGUCCUCACGGCGCAGUUUGGCACCGACAACGAGGUGGCGUCGUACCGCGGGUACAAAUGCGCCUGGAAAGCGACGCCGUUCUGGGCGCCGGCGAUUGUCGUUCGUCGGGUGUCGGGUGAUUCUGCACAGGUGUUUAUGAGCUGGAACGGGGCGACCGAGUAUGACAAUUGGGCUGUCAUGGCGGCGGAUUCGUUGGACUCUGUCAACCCUACGAUUGUCACCACCUUUAAGCGCACUGGCUUUGAGACGUCUGGUACGGUUCGGGGAUUAAAGACACCAUAUCUCCAGGUGGUGGCUCGUCGGGGCGAUAUUCCUCUUGGCAUGUCGCCUAUUAAAAUGCAUCUCAACAUCCCUCUCACUCUGACCCUCUGUCUCCCCCUCGCUCUGGCCCUGCCUCCGAGACCCUUGACCAUGACCAUGAUGAACCCAAAGAUCCCCAGAUCAACAAACCAAACCCUGGGCCACGCCACCAUCCACAACACCUGCCCAAGCGAAAUCUAUCUCUGGUCCGUCGGCUCCACCAUCGCCCCGCAACUCACCCUCCCCCCAAACACAACCUACACCGAGCCAUACCGCCGCGAUCCCGCCAGCGGCGGCAUCGCGCUGAAGCUCACGCGCGUGCAGAACGGGCUGUAUACCGCGGCGCCGCAGAUGGUGUUUGCGUAUAACCUUGUGCAGCAGCAGAUAUGGUACGAUCUGUCGGAUGUGUUUGGGGAUCCGUUCUAUGGAAGUCGGGUUCGGGUGGAGUAUCGCUCGCUGUCUGGAGAGGAGGGGGGCGAUGAGGAAGAGAAGGGGAUUGAGUGGGUGGAUGGGGUGUCGCCGGGGGGAAGUAUGGUUAGGGUUGCGGAUGCGCAGGGCGAUUUGCUUUUGACGGUCUGUUAG